This is a messenger RNA of Hypomesus transpacificus, 8498 nucleotides long. RefSeq names its product MAX gene-associated protein-like. Gene Ontology annotation, molecular function: protein dimerization activity; RNA polymerase II cis-regulatory region sequence-specific DNA binding; DNA-binding transcription factor activity, RNA polymerase II-specific. The transcript has 23 exons. NCBI's taxonomy places the organism in Eukaryota, Metazoa, Chordata, Actinopteri, Osmeriformes, Osmeridae. The coding region runs from base 182 to 7780 and encodes 2532 amino acids. The record is from RefSeq and is a predicted model, not a curated record. Gene Ontology annotation, cellular component: nucleus; MLL1 complex. Gene Ontology annotation, biological process: regulation of transcription by RNA polymerase II; cell fate specification; positive regulation of DNA-templated transcription.
GUGUGUGUGUGGUUCAGAAGGGUGAGAAUGUAGCCUAGCCUAGUAGAUGAUCGAAAGGAGUAAAGGUAGAAGUGGAAGGAUAUGACGAAUAUUCGUGGAGUUACAAGGAUACAUUUCUCUGGACGACAACAGAUGAACACAACCUCAGUUAAAACCAGAAGUACACCUUUUAUUCCUAACCAUGGAAGACCUUUGUGAGGUAACUACGCCAGAGGAGAUGGACUCCACUGACACCCACUUGUGCCCCACAUCUGAACCUGUCAGCAGGAAGCCAAGCCUCUCCAGAAAGGACAAAAUGGACACCCAAGCUGCAUCCAUCACAAACCCAGAUACCGCCCCGGCCGAAGCCUCACCCACCAAGGCAAGCGCAGCCAAUUCUUCAGAAGUGGCAAAUAUGGACUCUAUUGAGAAUGCUGAAGCUAGCUCGGUUACCUCAGCCACAGAGCAGAAAGUAGCCAACGAGGAAAACACAGGAGAAUCAUUAGCAGAUUCACCGACAGACGCUAGUGACCCAGACACUAGCAGCACCCCAGACCCUACUGAUCUGUCUGAGGUGCUGACCAGCGGGCCCGUCUCCGUUUCCCUGGAGAACCACAGUGUCUGGAUGGAGUUCUACCACCACGGAACUGAGAUGAUCGUCACCAAACAGGGACGUCGCAUGUUCCCUUACUGUUUCUUCCGUCUGAGCGGUCUGGAUCCCACACUUCGUUAUUCCCUGUUCCUGUCGAUCACUCCCACGGACCCCCACAAGCAUCGCUGGACUGGAUCCAGUUGGGAGGCCUGUGGGCAGGUGGAACCGUAUGAGCAGAGGCUCCCUGGGCGAGCCUUUCCCCACGAGUGCUCACCAGCCACGGGCAAGGAACUGAUGGUCCGCCACGUGUCCUUCCGGACCCUCAAGCUGACUAAUAACAUCCUGGAGCCGGACAGACAUGCUGUGUUGCAGACCAUGCGUCGCUACCAGCCCAGUUUACAUGUCAUUCCUAUCCGUAGUGAAAGUUUACCUGACCCUCACAAUUCUUCACUUAGCUGGCCAGAGGUCAUGACCUUCACGUUUCCUCAGAUGAGAUUUUAUUCGGUGACUACCUACCAAAAUAUGCAGAUAACCCAGUUGAAGAUUGACCACAAUCCGUUUGCAAGGGGCUUCAGGGAGGACAAGCUGAAGCAGGAGCCUCCUCAAGCAGACCCAGUGGAUACCCGUCUCCCUGGUCUAAACCAUGCAAGGCCAAGGAGCUACCACACUGUGAAAGAUCCAGACAACGUUGGCCUGGACCUCAGCUGCAAGAAGCGACCCCUGUCGACCUCAGCUGAGGUAGAUGGCAGGGUGCACGCCAAGCUGUGGCGCGUGGGAUCCUCUCCCUCCGAAGCCUCGGACACCCAGGAGACGGAUGUCUCAGCUGGGGAGGAGGGCCUCGACGUGGGCAACAGUGACAGUGACCACGCGCUACACAAACAGCUCCGGAAGACCCUACUGACCCUGCCCUCCAGUCAGACUAGGCUGUCCGCUACCAGUUCUCAGGCCACCACACCGUCACACGCGGCCCCCCCACAGCCUCCAGGGUCCAGCUUCUCUGAGUGCUCGGAGACAGCAGGGGCUGUGGGUCCGGCCAUGCAGAGCGCUGUUACUGUCGAGGUCAAGAACCUCAUCAUCCAUGCCAAUCUAACCCCCAGCACGCCCAAACCGCCUCAGCUGAAGAGAAUCCUUCCCCGGCCGUCGCCCCCUACUCCCAAGCCCUCGUCUGGCAGUUUUGUGGUGCCCAAGUCCUUUACCAGGGGGAAGAAAACCAAAGCCAAGGGGAAGGGUGUGAACAGCGGGAGGUGUGGCCUUAAGGCAGGAUCCGCCCCCGUAACGCCAACCAGCAACGCGCCUACGGUCGCCAUGCAACCAGAACUAGACGACGUGGAGGGUCUGCUGUUUGUGUCCUUCACUUCAAGGGAGGCUCUUGGGAUCCAUGUGGUAGACAUCCCACCCAGCGUCUCCCCAGCACCACAAGUCCCUGAGCAGAGCCCGGACAGCGCAGCGGUCGUGGAAGUCACAGAGACUGUUGAGGAGAAGAUAAGUCGUGUACAGGCCGUCCUACUGCAGGACCUGGCUACCUUCAAACACAGACAGGUCAUCCAUCCAGUUCUGCAGCAGGUCGGCCUCAAAUUGCCUCUGCUGGACCCGGCACAGGCUAUAGACCUCCAGUACCUGGGGGUACAGCUGCCCCUGCCCCCCCCUGUGUUAACGGGAAAGGACAAUCUUACGACCCCAGCCUCCCCCAGUGAUGGAGGAGUUCCCUUUGUGUCUCGGACAGGAAAGACCAGCGAUCUGACGAAGAUCAAAGGCUGGAGGGAAAAAUUCACAAAGACCAAAGAGUCCCCCUAUGCCACACAGAACGAGGGGGCACUGAAGAACCGCUCUGCGUUCUGGAGCGACAUGCUGGAUGAGUACCUGGAAAACGAAGCUCAACAAAUCAGCGAGCGUGCGGCUGCCUUCUCCCUUAACCCCCAGGGCCCGGUCGCCUACGAGCUGCCGGCUAAAAGCACCAGCUACGUGCGGACCCUGGACAGCGUGCUGAAGACUCGCACCCCCUCUCCCCAGCUUCCUGCCUGGACCAACAGGCCCUGCCCCCUCUCCCGAAAGUCCCUCCUCUACUCCGUCUUGACCACGCCCCCUCCUCCCCUCGCCAACUCUAAGAAGCCCGCCCCCUCAGUAAGAGCCAAACCGCUGGCCACGCCCCCACAGACCAAAUCCAAAACCGCCACGGCAACGCCACGACCGGCGCAGGUUCAGAGCGCCAAGAAAAUGCCCACCUCAGCUGUUCGAGCCCCCGUCGGAGCCAAGGCCUCACACCCAGCCAGGCCUGCUGCUCAGAGGUCUCCUCCUGCCAAGGUCUCUGGGAGGAGGGACAGCAGUCCGGGGGCAGGGCAGGCUGGCAGCUGGCUGUACUACCGGACCCCAGGCCUCACCAGGUUCCAGCUCAAGCUGCAGGAGAUGGAGGAGGCCUCUGCCUACCUGGGACACCACCGAACAUUCAUCAGCCAGGAGAGGACGGAGGUGGCCCUGAGCACACUGCUCACCAUACAGGGUAUGUCCAAGACCCGGACUCUACACACCAAGCCCAUGAAGCUGGUGGAGGGCCCGAAGUGUGGGCAGGAGUUCUGCCGGCUGGGCUGUGUGUGUGCCAGUCUGAACCGCAGGAACAGAGGUCCGCUCCACUGCCAACGGACAGAGUGCAUGCUGGGAUGCGCCUGCUUCAAGCGCAGGAUCAUCAAACAGACCACAGAGACAGAGAAGGAGGCCCCGACAGGGCCUGUGUACACGGUGUCGAGGGUGGGCAGUGACACCCAGCCUAACCCAGGCUGCCACCUCUCCCGUUUGUGGGACCAGGACAACGAGGAGAACGACCCUGAGCCGCUCCACGUCCCCAAGUCUGCCCCCCAGGAGCCCUGCAAGAGCACCUCCUCUGCCAAGCGCUACACCCCCAAACCCACCCCUCAGAUGCGAGAGGAGGAUAAAGAUCCGGUGUAUAAAUACUUUGAGAGCAUGAUGACCUGCGCCCGCGUGAGAGAGUUCAACAGCAAACCUCCUCCCCAGAUGCUGCUCCUGUCUAAGACCUCCUCCACCCCGGCCCCCGCCUCAACCCCCACCUCUGCCCCGGCCUCAACCUCCGCCCCGGCCUCCACCUCCUCCCCGGCCUCCACUCCCACCUCUGCCCCGGCCUCCACUCCCACCUCUGCCCCGGCCUCAACCUCCGCCCCGGCCUCCACCUCCUCCCCGGCCUCCACUCCCACCUCUGCCCCGGCCUCCACUCCCACCUCUGCCCCGGCCUCAACCUCCGCCCCGGCCUCCACCUCCUCCCCGGCCUCCACUCCCACCUCUGCCCCGGCCUCCACCCCCACCCCGGCCCCCGAAGUGGAGAAGGAGCCCAGGAACGUCCUGACCGCCCCUCUGGCCCCACCUCACACAGCAGAUAAGGGUCGUUCUCAGCCCAGGCCCAGAGUUUCUGAGCCCAGCAAGAUGCUGGAGAUCCAGUCAGAGUGUAACUGGGACGCUCACCGCAAGCUGGUCCUGAUGGUGCUGUGUCGACGGCUGAAGCAGAACGGCCUCUUCGCCCCCUUCAGGGUGGGGCCGUACCAGAUCAAGCUGCUGUCCUGCGGCCGCAAGGCUGACAGCAGCACUAUCAUCUACAAGAUCAGUGUCAGUCUGGCGGCGAAGAAGGACAACGAAGAGAACCCCAAACACAGUGAGGAAGAUGAGGAGGAAGGUGGAGAGAGUGUGGAGGAAGGUGGGAGAGAGGAGGAGGAGGAGGAGGAGGAGAGGACCGGUGCCCAGGCAGAAGAGCAGGAGAAGCAGGUUGCCGUCAUGCCGUUCUUGGCUGGAGUGUUUCCUGCCGGUCGCCUCAAGGCCAGAAAGAAACAGCCUGGGAAAGCUGCUGUGGGACUCAUACAGGUGAACGGGAAGUCCUACUCUCAGGCCAGACUCCUGCUGGGACAGAUGGGAGCUCUGCAUCCGGCCAAUCGGCUCGCUGCGUUCGUCACAGGCAGGCUGCGCAAUGCACAGAGAAGACCAGCCAAGAUGUCUCCCAAGGCCUCCAAGUCUCCUGGGAACACUUCUCCCAGGCCCAGCCCCCUGCCCCGGCCGCGAGUGCUGCCCCCUGGUGGCCCUCACCCCAAGACCCCCGGAGCCAACGCCCCCCUGCUGCAGAGGGGCUCCAAGGCUGGGGUCCAGAAACCAGAUAAGUCUUCCCGUACUCUCCUCAACCAACAAACACCAACAAACCCCAAAGAAGUCACCGCGCCCUGCAUGAUGUUGGUCACCUCCCAGCACCCCCCCGCAGUGCCGCUGCCCUCUAUAGCCAAGAAGGUGGUACUGCAGUCCAUCUCCAGCCUCCAGGGAACCAAGCUCUACCGCCAGCCCAACGGACAGCUAGUCAAACUGGUGGCUGUUAAGCCCAAGGCUGUCGUCGUUGGCAAGAACCCUGUUGAAUCUCCGACAACACAGCCGAAUCAGCCAGAAACUCUGGUGCCGUCUCGAGUCAUCCCUCCCCUCUCCACCCCCGGACCCCCCCCUUCCAACACUGCCUCCUUCCCUCGGAGCCUUCCUCCGCUAAAGCCUCUCAUCAAAUUCAUCACCGGCCAACAUGGCACAGUCACCCCCUCCCAGACCCCCUCUCCCUCCCCCCUCGCUCUAACAGUCUCCUCCUCCAUGAAAACCCCCAGCUUCCUGGGUCAGAGAGGAACCUACUCCUUCAGAAUCUUCCCCCCUCCGGCCGACCAGGCCUCCAAGGGCCCAGGGCAGAGCCAGGCUGGCCCAGCAGGAGUUUCCCUCCCUGGGGGCUUUACCCUGAUCCAGCUCCCUAAGCCUGGAGCUGCUGGUGUCGCUCCACAGCCAGCCAGGGCAGCUAAACCAACAGCCCUAAAUAUGACUGUUAAACCACUGCAGCCAAGGAAGGUUUCCUCUAACGGUGACAUGGUCUUACAGAGUCUUAGUCUUUCUAGAACCCCUACCUCUACAGCCGGCACAGACACACCCGAGCCUGUCUCCGCUGACCACUCCUACACUGGACCCACCCACCAGCCACGCCCUAAAGUGGCCCCGCCCCUCCCCUCCGGCCCCAGGAAGUCCCCCUUGCUGACCUGUGAUGAGGAGAUGGCGUCUGAGGGGAGCGAUGCAGAGAUCGGGGAGGUGACUGGGGAGCAGAUGCAGGACAACGGUUAUUCUGACCUCACAGAGGACUCCGAAGACGACUCGGACUCGGAUGACUUGACAGACACCUCCGAUUCAGACGAUGAUGACGAUGACGAUGACGACGACGACGACGACGACGACGACGACAGGGAUGAAACGGUGGACAUCGAGACGGUGGAGGAGAGGACUCAGAGGUGCAUUAUCGCUGAGAUGAGAGCCGCAGCCAGACGCAGCAUGUCCGACUCCCUUGACUCCAGCCAGGACACUGAUGCGACAGAAAAACCAAGAAAAAAGCAUAGGAGGGGUGAGGGGGAGGAGGGGUGCGAGGAGGGGGGGAAGCGCAGGAACCACACGGUGACAGAGAGGCUGCGACGCUCGGAGCACCGCAAGCUCUUCACCAAGCUCAAGGACGUCCUGUUUCUGGAGGAGAUGGACCCCAGGGCCUCCAAGCUGCUCGUCCUCUCUCAGGCCCGGAGAGAGAUCAACACUCUCGUGAACAGCUCCGCCUACCUGGAGGAGAAGAAGAAGAGACUGACCCUGAAGCAGUCUGCGUACGUGAAGAAGAUCGCCCACGCGUCUGGAAAGCCAGAGGAGCUGAUCAGGUCCAAACUGAGGGAGAUCUGUGAGCGUCAGAAAGACAUGUGUGCCCAGAGGAACAAGGCUGCUUCCCCAGACGCCCAAUCCCUGACCUCUACCACGCUGUGCCAGACGGCUUCCGUCUCCAGACACCCCGUCACAGUGCCCCAGCCACACACCAAGACCAGCACGGUCACACAGCCUGCCUCUCUGAAAGCCGCUGGAAGAGGAGUCCUCACACUGAAGGUCACAGGCAUUCCAUCUCCGGCUCCCCUCACAGCUAUUCCGGCAACAGCCAGGGAGGGGGAGGGGGGGGAGGCUGAGGAGGGGGAGGGGAGGAAGUGGAGAGAGGUGACUCCCUCAAAUGCCCCUGACCCUGAGCCCUCGGGCCAGAAGCCUGAUACGACGGACCGCAAAAGGGGACCUAUGGUUCCUGAGCAGACCUCAAGAGAGAAAAGACCGAAGGAAGAGGAGGAGGAGGACGAGGAAGAGGAGGAGACUGACUGGGAGGCUCAUGCCUCCCACAGCUCCGUGGAGGAAGAUGUCUCUUCCAACAAGGAAAAGAUCUACACCCCUGUCGACAAGACCUCCGAUCCCAAACUGGCUGACUCGUCUCCUCUGGGUGAGAUGCCUUGCCUCAACAGCGCCAUCUGGAGGCCACAGGAGCAGCUGCAGGCUGGUGGCAACCCACAGACUAAAGCCAGGAGUCUCGGGAAGGAGGCGGUCGUGCGAGUACAGGGCUUGUCUAAAGACGAGCGCAGAGAGGGGCCAGACUCCCUGCAGGACCAAGACGUUUCUAAGGACGAAGAUUUGGUAGCCAGGACAAAAGUGUCUCCAAGGAAGCGAAUGCGAGAAACCUCUUCAGAGAGGAUUCCUGUCAGCCCGUCCUCAACUCUGGUCCCCGCCAAACGACUGCCUCUGCUCCUGCCCAAGGUUCAGGCUAGCAGGCUUAAGCCUGUGUCUCCAGUCGGAGACCCCCCAGCCACAGUGGGGGAUGCCUCAGUUCCAGCCAAACGUGGCCGGGGAAGGCCUCCUAAGAAGAAGCCUGCUGGUUCUGAGACGGUUUCUGAGGAUAGCAGCACGGGAGACAGAGGGAAUAAGACUCCGGCCAGCAUAGAUCCACAAUCUCCAGCUGUUGAAAUCCCACCGGCGCCGGAGAGUCCAGCUGCUGUGGACUGCCUCGCUCCGCCCAAGAGAGGCAGAGGAAGGCCCCCGAAGAAGAAGAGCGAUGCUUCUGAAGCUCCUGUGGAGGAUGUGUUAAAGACGGGCAGCAGCCAAGAUGGGUCUGCCCGGGCUGAAGGCAGCCCAGCUGGAACCAAGCCUGGGGGCCGCCUGUCUGGAACUAGCCCUGCCACACGGACCAGGGGAGGCCCAGACACAGUGCCCAGUGCUGGGGAGAUCCCCCUGACGACUGGAAGCAGCCCGGCCUCACCAGCUAGAGUCAGCCCUCUUAGCAAGCCUGUGACCCGGAGUGCGUUGGGGAAAGACUUCCCUAGUGCUAAGAGGAAAUCCUGGACUGACUACCUGAUGUAGUGGAGCUGUUGUGUUUUUAUUCACACUAACACAGCUUUAAACUGACACACUCGACAACCACGUCAUCCACACUAACAGCAGAAGAACUCUUGUAACUCCUACUGUGGUGCUGCCUUCCUGGCCUGUGCUUGACUAUGUACAAAGGUCUGGAAGUCCCACUAAAUGUGCCUGAUCAUAAAUUCAAGGACCCCAGACAUGCCUCUUUUUUACUGCAUGUAUGGACACAGUAGAGGGAUGUCUUUGACAGAAACAUUAAAUUAAUGUAUGAAUGAAAGGAAAAGUAUGGCUGAUAUUUGAGUAGUUGUAGAUUUUCCAGACCCAUAUUGGGAUCAAUUUUGUUGUCAUUUGAUAUAUGAAAAGGUAUCUCACAGGUCUUUGUUUGAUUAGAUUUGAAGGAUAAAGGACUUGCAUGAACUGGGACGAAUGAACAGGGACUGAUCACUGAUGUCCUUUGUAUGUUUUCAGACCCUUUGUUGGCCUAAUCAUUGAGGCUAGAAACCACUAAAUGGAACACUAAUGAGUGGUAAUUAGGGUUGAAAUACUGUAAAUGACCCAUGUAUGCCAGUGUGUCAAUUGUUUUGCUCACAGUUUGCACUUUAUUUCUUUGUAAAUUCCUAUCCUUCUACAGACCCACCAGAAAUAAUGUCAUUUCAUUGUCCACAUUUUAUUUUUUUCUUAUUUUUUUCUAACCAAAUAAAACUAUUCUUAGAGACUUGUA